Phalaenopsis equestris is the source of this 758-nucleotide messenger RNA. RefSeq lists its product as uncharacterized. The record is from RefSeq and is a predicted model, not a curated record. NCBI's taxonomy places the organism in Eukaryota, Viridiplantae, Streptophyta, Magnoliopsida, Asparagales, Orchidaceae. Gene Ontology annotation, molecular function: acyltransferase activity, transferring groups other than amino-acyl groups.
AAACACGGCUAAAAAACUAAAAAAUAGGAGCAGGUUCUGUAAAAAGUGAGAUCGAGCGAGCUAGCAGCGGGAGGAAGGAAAGGGUACCUGGCAACCUCGAGGCCGAUUCCGCUGGUGGAGUCGGUGACGAUGCAAGUAAUUCCGUCGAGGUGAGCGGCUCAACUACGAACGGAGAGCGUGAUGCCGGCAGUGACCGAGGAGCUGGAUUCCCGAAGGCGUACCGGGUUGAUCGAUGAGAUUACGAGAUUGGAGAAGAAGAUCUUCCCGAAGCACGAGUCCCUCGCCCGAUCUCUAGAACAGGAGGUAAUGAGGAAGAACAGCGGCUUGAUCUAUGCAAAGGAGGUCAGCGAAGGACGAGAAGAAGGAGUGAUUGUAGGCUACGUUAUGUAUUCCUGGACAUCUUCUAUAUGCGCCUCAAUAACCAAACUAGCCGUAAAGGAGAGUUAUAGAAGGCAAGGUCAUGGGGAAGCAUUGAUGAAAGCUGCUAUUCAGAAAUGUAGAACAAGGAACGUCCAACGUGUUUGCCUUCAUGUUGAUCCUGAGAGGAUUCCUGCCUUCCAAAUUGAGCAACUCAUUGAAUCUUAUUAUUCAGUUGAUAGAAAUGCUUAUAGAAUGUAUUUGGAAUUUGAUGAUAAAUGCUAGAAAUGCCAAGUUCUUUGUUUAUGCAUCCUGCCUGUAGAAUAAGUGAAGUAAUAGACAAUGCUGUUUUGGAGCUUCAGUAAUUUAUAUUUUGGCAGAGCCCUUUGCAGAUUGCAAAA